Mus caroli (Ryukyu mouse) is the source of this 4154-nucleotide messenger RNA. Lineage: Eukaryota; Metazoa; Chordata; Mammalia; Rodentia; Muridae. The record is from RefSeq and is a predicted model, not a curated record.
UGGAGAAGCCGAAUACCUCCUCUUACAAGAGCCAGUCCAUGUGGCACUGAGCGACAGAACGGUGUCAGUGGGUUUCCACUACCUCAGUGAUGUCAACGGGACACUGAGGAAUGUGUCUGUUAUGCUGUGGGAGGCCAACACCAAUCGGACUCUUACCACUAAGUACCUCCUGACCAACCAGGCCCAAGGAACACUCCAGUUUGAAUGUUUCUACUUUAAGGAGGCUGGUGACUACUGGUUUGUAAUGAUCCCGGAAGUGACAGACAAUGGCACGCAAGUUCCCCUCUGGGAGAAAAGUGCCUUUCUGAAGGUAGAGUGGCCUGUCUUUCACAUUGAUUUAAAUAGGACAGCCAAGGCAGCAGAAGGCACCUUCCAAGUGGGUGUUUUUACCACCCAACCACUCUGCCUGUUUCCUGUGGACAAGCCAGACAUGCUGGUGGAUAUUAUUUUUACUGACCGUCUUCCAGAGGCAAGAACAAGUUUGGGACAGCCGCUGGAGAUCAGAGCCAGCAAAAGGACAAAACUCACUCAAGGUCAGUGGGUCGAGUUUGGCUGUGCACCCGUAGGGGUGGAAGCCUAUGUUACAGUCAUGCUUAGGCUGUUGGGUCAAGACUCAGUCAUUGCUUCUACGGGACCUAUUGACCUGGCUCAAAAAUUCGGAUACAAAUUGAUGAUGGCACCGGAAGUCACGUGUGAGUCUGUGCUGGAGGUGAUGGUACUGCCACCUCCUUGUGUCUUNGUCCAAGGAGUCCUGGCUGUUUACAAAGAAGCCCCCAAACACCCAGAGGAGAGGACUUUCCAGAUGGCUGAAAACAGACUGCCCCUGGGAGAGAGGAGGACGGUGUUUAACUGUACUUUGUUUGAUGUAGGGAAGAACAAAUACUGCUUUAACUUUGGAAUUGUGAAGAAAAGCCAUUUUUCUGCAAAGGAAUGCAUGCUGAUUCAGAGAAAUAUAGAAACUUGGGGACCAUGGCAGCCGUGGAGCCCGUGUAGCACCACGUGCGGGGAUGCUGUCCGAGAGCGUCGCCGCCUGUGUGUCACUUCUUUCCCCUCCAGACCCAGCUGCUCUGGAAUGUCCUCAGAGACCUCUCCAUGCUCCCUGGAGGAGUGUGCUGUUUUCCGUCCACCAGGCCCAUCGCCUAUUCCACCCCAGGACCCGGUGAAGUCCAACAACGUGGUGACCGUCACAGGGAUCUCCCUGUGCCUGUUCAUCAUCUUUGCCACGGUGCUCAUCACUCUCUGGAGGAGGUUCGGCCGAGCCCCCAAAUGCAGCACGCCUGCUCGCCACAACUCCAUUCAUUCCCCUGGCUUCCGGAAGAACUCGGAUGAAGAGAACAUCUGCGAGCUGAGUGAGCCUCGAGGAAGCUUCUCGGAUGCGGGUGAUGGACCUAGGGGAAGCCCAGGGGACACGGGCAUCCCAUUGACUUACAGGUGCAGUGCGUCAGCGCCUCCUGAGGAUGAGGCCUCGGGCAGUGAGAGCUUCCAGUCCAACGCGCAGAAGAUCAUCCCACCCUUAUUUAGCUACCGCCUUGCCCAGCAGCAGCUGAAGGAGAUGAAGAAGAAAGGGCUGACUGAGACCACCAAAGUGUACCACGUGUCUCAGAGCCCCCUGACAGACACUGUAGUGGAUGCCACGGCCAGCCCUCCCUUAGACCUGGAAUGCCCGGAAGAGGCUGCAGCAAGCAAGUUCCGAAUCAAAUCUCCAUUUCUGGACCAGCCUGGGGCAGGUACCGGGGAAAGGCCUCCCUCCAGGCUGGAUGGCAUUGUGCCUCCUCCUGGCUGUGCGGUCAGUCCCAGCCAGACCCUGAUCCGCAAGUCGCAGAUAAGGUCGACCGGUGGCAGAGAUGGCUCAUCGGAGAGGUGCCACUCCAGAAGUUCCCUCUUCAGGAGGACUGCUAGUUUUCAUGAAACCAAGCAGUCUCGCCCUUUCCGGGAGAGGAGUUUGUCAGCCCUGACUCCCCGCCAGGUCCCCGCCUACAGUUCCAGGAUGAGGACCUGGGACCAGCUGGAGGAUAGGUGUCGGCCUCCCAGUCGAAGUACCCACCUGCUUCCAGAGAGAACAGAGCACUUCCAAGGGGCAGGUCGGACCAGCAGUCCUUUGGGUCCACUCUCCAAAUCCUACACUGUGGGGCAUCCCAGGAGGAAACCGGACCCAGGGGAUCGUCAGGCCGGAUUGGUGGCAGGAGCUGAGAAAAUGGAGCCUCACCGAGCUCACAGGGGACCGUCCCCCAGUCACAGGAGUGCCUCAAGGAAGCAGUCUUCCCCCAUUUUCCUCAAAGAUAGCUACCAGAAAGUCAGUCAGCUUAGCCCUUCUCACUUCAGAAAAGAUAAAUGCCAGAGCUUCCCCAUCCACCCCGAGUUCGCCUUCUAUGACAAUACCUCUUUCCGCCUCACCGAGGCUGAGCAGAGAAUGCUGGACCUCCCAGGAUACUUCGGCUCCAACGAAGAGGACGAAACCACAAGUACACUUAGUGUGGAGAAGUUAGUGAUCUAGGCUAGGAAGCAGCAGGGUUCACCCNGGGUCCUUCACCCCGCUGGCAAUAUCCCCUCCUCACAUACUUUCUGUUGGCUGCACUGUACAACCGUGGGAAUUAAUUCACCCAGAUGAUGUGUGUGUGUGCGCGCAUGUGGUUUUGAUUAAUCAGGAAGAAGUGGUUUAUGCUGAACUUUCCUUUCUGCUAUCCCUUUUCUCUUGGCUUAUUACUACUAAUAAAAUUUAAAGAAGGCAAAUUUAUGAUGCAUUUUGAACACGACACUGGAUGUUUCCAACUUAGGACUCUGGGAUCUUUUCCCAAGAGGGAGGAGCCUCCAAAUGGCUGAUGUGUAUGCAAACCAUUAUGGGCAGAGCUUGCAUCUUGCUUCCUUAUAAAGUAGGAACCAAACACAGGAGCCUAAACAUGGGGCUGCUUCUUUUGAAGUGUGUUACCAAGGUACCAAGUGGCAUAAAGCCUUUCNGCCCAGUGACCUAAAGACUAAGCAGCAUACACGUAAAUAGCUACAAGCUCAAGGCGACCUCCGACGACCACACCCAUCCUGCCUUUAGAUUGAUUUCCUUCUUUUAGAGUUUACCAGGAUGUCGGGCAGCUGGGGAGGUUUCAGAUAGGGGGAAAUCACAAAUGUAAACACGGGAGUUUCAAAAGUUAAUAUUUGUUCAACUGUCACUUGUGACUUUUUGUUUUUAAAUUGAAAUGUGCUUCCUUUGGAACCGUUCUCAGUGAUGACUGCCUGCUCUUCAGGAACAGGACGGGUGGAUUGUCCAGAGCCCUCUGGCAGCUGCUACUCAUGGAUAAAAGGAGAGCCAGGCUUGCUACUCUCCAGUUUCUUUAUUUAUCUCACCAGAAAGCUUUCUUCUUUAUCCAAGUUCACAGGCCUGUGGGCCAGCCUUUGACACAGAGGGCACAUGAUUGCUUGUUCCAGAUUUCCCAGAGAUUUACCCAGCACUGUCAGUCUGAGACCAAAACAGCUUUGGGGAAGUGGGAAUUCAUGGGGAACACUAUGAACUGAGAGCCUUCCUGUUAAGUGAUGCUCACUGUCUACCCAGGCCAGUGUUCUGGGGCUGUCACUAACAGUGACCCCCGCCCCCGCCCCCACCUCCGAGGGAGAAAAGAUGCUUUAUCACAGUUUUUAAUGCGUGAGUUGUAAUUUUCAGUAAACAGAUUUUCUGUAUCUUACCUCCAUGUCUCCGUGUUCUAGUCCCCGUAUCUGCUGUAGAAUGGGGGCUCAAUAAAGACAGUGAGUGGCCAGCUAGUGCAAUGCUUUUAAACCAGUUGUGGUUGAAUUAGAAUGAUUUUUAAUAAUACUUUACAGUGUAAAUCAUUAUAAAGGAAAUGUGUUCAUGAGACAUUGUGAGAUUUCAGUUCAUACAGGGCUCACAAACAUGUUUUUUUUUUUGUUUGUUUGUUUUGUUUUUUGGUGUCACCAAUUCGUGUGUUCCCAACCAUCCUGCAAACAAUCAGUCAUGCUUGGCCAGCGUUUUGCUGGCUCCGUGUUUCAGAUUAUCUUAGUAUAUGUAACUUCAUGGAUCUGGGUAAGCUUGACACACUUAGAUGUUUAUUGUCUGUGUCCCCACCAGUCGUGACUCCCUGCGAGGUGUCUGUGCUCACCUUGCUGAAAAGAAGUGUUCUUUCUAAAUAUAGUUUUUAAUCUAAAAUUUU